Sitophilus oryzae (rice weevil) is the source of this 1330-nucleotide messenger RNA. RefSeq names its product phospholipase A1-like. Gene Ontology annotation, molecular function: lipase activity. The coding region runs from base 255 to 1307 and encodes 350 amino acids. NCBI's taxonomy places the organism in Eukaryota, Metazoa, Arthropoda, Insecta, Coleoptera, Curculionidae. The transcript is spliced from 7 exons. The record is from RefSeq and is a predicted model, not a curated record.
UGUUAGUCCUGUAUUGUCAUUUGUUUUGCCCGCAAGCUUUCUAUAUUGUUUUGAUUUUAUGUUCGGCGAGCGCUGUGUGAACUAUCGAAAGUCAAUUUUUUGGCGCUCUUAUCUACAAAUAUCCGUUCUUAUUUGUGGGAAUACGGAAAAUCCUGUUAGGCCAAACAUGUUAGCAAAAACAUGUGAACCAGAUGAAGACGAGAUGCAGUAAUGAAUGCUGAUAACAGUCGUCUAGCAGAAGGUGUUGAAUAAUAAUGUUUAAAGCUGUAACCGGUGUAUUAUUUCAUUUGCUGCUAUUUUCAGAUGGACUACAACUUAAUUUCGGAGACUGCCCUGUAUUCCUUUACGAGCGCUGCACUCACAGCGAAAGCGUAAAAUUCAUUCUUUCAAUUCAGUCCCACAAUCAAACAGCAUUUUAUUACUUGGAUCCCUUCAGUCCAGAUUUACCAGCUGAGUUUAACAAUUACGUACCUCUAAAAAUUGUCAUACAUGGUUAUGGUGGUUUGGACCUUGAUCCUAGCACGACGAGUAUAAUAGAAGCUUACGAAAAUAUAGGAUAUAACGUUAUAACUGUUGAUUGGAAACCUCUCGCUGAAAUACCAUGCUACGCCACUGCUUAUCUCAAUACGUGGCAUGUAGCUCAAUGCCUUUCCAUACUUGUCGUAAGCCUAAUGCCGUUAGGCAUAAAUCCAAAAUCCAUUCAUGUGGUUGGAUUCAGUUUAGGAGCACACAUUUCUGGAUUGGCCGGUAACAAUUUGCAAAAAGUGUUGGGAACUUCAUUCUCCAGAAUCACAGGUUUAGAUCCAGCUCUUCCAUUUUUCGCUACGUUAAGUAACGACUGGAAACUGGAUAAAUCUGAUGCCGAUUUUGUGGAUGUUAUUCAUACUAGUGCGGGAACUUUUGGCAAAGUCGAAGCUACUGGUCACGCAGACUUCUAUGUUAACGGAGGAGUUCUACAACCAGCCUGUAUAUCUCGAAGAUAUCCGCCACUUUGCAGCCAUAUAAUGGCAGGAUUGUACUUUGCAGAAUCCAUAAAGAGCUCAGUGGAAGGAGGAAACUCUUUUAUAGCUAAACCAUGUGAAAAUAUAGUACAAUACUUUUUAGGACUAUGUGGCAAUUCAGAGAAAUUAGCCGUUAUGGGAGAGAACACUUAUUAUUUAACCAGAGGCUCGUACUUCCUAGAAACGAACGAUAAAGCUCCAUAUGCAUUAGGUUUUAAGUCGUAUUAUUAUAAGAACAAACUUAUUAGUAAGAAGUCUGCUGUUGAUAGGAAUUAUUUAAGGGAUGUUGUAAACUCAAUUUGUUGAAAGUAAAAAGGUAUAACAAUUAA